Molecule: messenger RNA, 5228 nt
Organism: Talpa occidentalis (Iberian mole)
Lineage: Eukaryota; Metazoa; Chordata; Mammalia; Eulipotyphla; Talpidae
Gene: CUL4B
Product: cullin 4B
Exons: 22
Coding region: 358-3102 (914 amino acids)
Biological process (GO): ubiquitin-dependent protein catabolic process; DNA damage response; protein ubiquitination
Cellular component (GO): Cul4B-RING E3 ubiquitin ligase complex
Molecular function (GO): ubiquitin protein ligase binding
Source: RefSeq, a predicted model, not a curated record
UCUGGGCACAGAACAACCCUGGCUGACCAUCCAAUGUCCCCUCGGUGGUUUACUCGAGACAAAACAACCCAAACUUAGGGAAACGUUACCGAUUCACUAUCAGACCCUUUCGAAACUUAAAGUUUGCUUCUGGUGCCACCCAGACCCCUGUUAGUCAAAUGGGGUUUCCCCUGAGGGGAUUGGUCAGACCCGCUGUCAAUCAUCAUUGUGCUGUUGAAAAAAGGAGCGCUGACUUGGGUGGGCAGACCUUGGUACGUAGUUCGUUGCUAGCGUGUGUCAGAGCCUUCGGGUUUGAGAUCCAAGUAGAUGAAACAACAAGAACAAUAAAUCCUGUUGGUCGUUCUGGGCCGAUAGAAGAUGUCCCAAUCAUCUGGAUCAGGGAAUGGGAGUGAUGGUGGAAGCAUCUCCGAAGAUAAUGGUUUUUCUUCCCCCAAUCCCUCAGCUGCUGCUGCUGCUCAGGAGGUCAGAUCUGCCACUGAUGGUAAUACCAGCACCACUCCGCCCACCUCUGCCAAGAAGAGAAAGUUAAACAGCAGCAGCAGCAGCAGCAGUAACAGUAGUAACGAGAGAGAAGACUUUGAUUCCACCUCUUCCUCUUCUUCCACUCCUCCUUUACAACCCAGAGAUUCGGCAUCCCCUUCAACCUCCUCCUUCUCCUGCCUGGGGGUUUCAGUGGCUGCUUCCAGCCACGCACCGAUACAGAAGAAGCUGCGUUUUGAAGACACCCUGGAGUUUGUAGGGUUUGAUGCGAAGAUGGCUGAGGAAUCCUCCUCCUCCUCCUCCUCAUCUUCACCAACUGCUGCAACAUCUCAGCAGCAGCAACUUAAAAAUAAGAGUAUAUUAAUCUCUUCUGUGGCUUCGGUGCAUCAUGCAAACGGCCUAGCCAAAUCUUCUACCACCGUCUCUAGCUUUGCUAACAGCAAGCCUGGCUCUGCUAAGAAGUUAGUGAUCAAGAACUUUAAAGAUAAACCUAAAUUACCAGAAAACUACACAGAUGAAACAUGGCAGAAACUGAAAGAAGCAGUGGAAGCUAUCCAGAAUAGUACUUCAAUUAAGUACAAUUUAGAAGAACUCUACCAGGCUGUAGAAAAUCUCUGUUCUUACAAGAUUUCUGCAAACUUGUACAAACAGCUGAGACAGAUUUGUGAAGAUCACAUCAAAGCACAAAUUCAUCAGUUCAGAGAGGAUUCAUUGGAUAGUGUUCUUUUUCUAAAAAAGAUUGAUCGAUGCUGGCAAAACCACUGCAGACAAAUGAUUAUGAUCAGGAGCAUUUUUUUGUUUCUGGAUAGAACUUAUGUUCUUCAGAAUUCGAUGCUACCCUCUAUUUGGGAUAUGGGACUGGAGUUAUUUAGGGCUCAUAUCAUAAGUGAUCAGAAAGUCCAGAAUAAGACAAUUGAUGGCAUUCUUCUCUUGAUUGAGAGGGAAAGAAAUGGUGAAGCAAUUGAUAGAAGUUUACUCCGAAGCCUUUUAAGCAUGCUUUCUGAUCUGCAAAUUUAUCAGGACUCUUUUGAACAAAGAUUUUUGGAAGAAACUAACCGACUCUAUGCAGCUGAAGGCCAAAAAUUAAUGCAGGAAAGAGAGGUUCCUGAAUAUCUUCAUCACGUUAACAAACGUCUAGAGGAAGAAGCAGACAGACUUAUUACUUAUCUAGAUCAGACCACCCAGAAAUCAUUAAUUGCUACUGUAGAAAAACAACUUUUAGGUGAACACUUAACAGCAAUUCUUCAGAAAGGUUUAAAUAAUCUUCUUGAUGAAAACCGAAUUCAGGAUUUAUCUCUCCUGUAUCAACUCUUCAGUAGAGUUCGAGGUGGCGUUCAGGUUCUCUUACAGCAGUGGAUUGAAUACAUUAAGGCAUUUGGCAGCACUAUUGUAAUUAAUCCAGAAAAAGAUAAAACCAUGGUUCAAGAAUUGCUGGAUUUUAAAGAUAAGGUUGAUCAUAUAAUUGAUAUCUGUUUUAUGAAGAAUGAAAAAUUUAUCAACGCCAUGAAAGAAGCAUUUGAAACAUUCAUUAACAAAAGACCAAACAAACCUGCUGAACUUAUAGCUAAAUAUGUAGAUUCAAAGCUUCGUGCCGGCAACAAAGAAGCUACAGAUGAAGAACUUGAAAAAAUGUUGGAUAAAAUUAUGAUCAUAUUUAGAUUUAUCUAUGGCAAGGAUGUUUUUGAGGCCUUCUAUAAGAAAGAUUUAGCCAAGCGCCUAUUAGUUGGGAAGAGUGCAUCUGUAGAUGCUGAAAAGUCAAUGCUGUCCAAACUAAAACAUGAAUGUGGAGCUGCUUUCACCAGCAAACUUGAAGGAAUGUUUAAAGACAUGGAGCUUUCUAAAGACAUCAUGAUUCAGUUCAAACAGGUAAAAUAUAUGCAGAACCAGAAUGUACCUGGGAAUAUUGAAUUAACUGUGAAUAUUCUGACAAUGGGUUAUUGGCCAACAUACGUGCCUAUGGAAGUCCAUUUACCCCCAGAGAUGGUAAAACUUCAGGAGAUUUUCAAGACAUUUUACUUAGGCAAACACAGUGGCCGGAAACUUCAGUGGCAGUCAACCCUAGGACACUGUGUUCUAAAAGCCGAAUUUAAAGAGGGUAAAAAAGAACUCCAGGUCUCUCUCUUUCAAACACUGGUGCUGCUAAUGUUUAAUGAGGGAGAGGAGUUCAGUUUAGAAGAAAUCAAGCAGGCUACUGGAAUAGAGGAUGGAGAGUUGAGGAGAACACUGCAGUCGUUGGCAUGUGGCAAAGCUAGAGUUUUGGCAAAAAACCCGAAGGGCAAAGAUAUUGAAGAUGGUGACAAGUUCAUUUGUAAUGAUGAUUUCAAGCACAAACUUUUCAGGAUAAAGAUAAAUCAAAUCCAGAUGAAAGAAACGGUCGAGGAACAAGCAAGCACUACAGAAAGAGUAUUUCAAGACAGACAGUAUCAAAUUGAUGCUGCAAUUGUUCGAAUUAUGAAGAUGAGAAAGACACUUAGCCACAAUCUCCUUGUUUCAGAAGUGUACAAUCAGUUGAAAUUUCCAGUAAAGCCUGCUGAUCUUAAAAAGAGAAUAGAAUCCUUAAUUGACCGGGACUACAUGGAAAGAGAUAAAGAAAAUCCAAACCAGUACAACUAUAUUGCAUAAAAUAUUGGCCUUGGAGCAUUUGUUGUCACAUGCAGUAGCCGGUGGAUAAACUAACUUGUCAAUCCAAUGUUAUUUGACUUCUUUUAUACUACCGAUGACCAAAUGAAGCAGUAUAAUGGGAUAGUUGAGGUGGACUUUUUCAGUGGUUAACAUGCCCUUUUAAAGAGUAAUACGUACCUUUAAGAAGAAUGUUGUUGAACUCUUUGCAUGUUAUUUAGUAUGAUGUGCAGAAAACUCUUAAGAAAGUACCUGGUCUUCAUGAUUCCUGUUUGGAACUGGGGAAGAGGUCCCUAUGACUAUUAAAAAAGGAGAGGGGGGUUCUUAUACAUCGUUAAUUAUGAAGCAAAAGGUUUAUUUGCUUAAAAUGUCAUUUAAAGAUACUUAAACUGCAUGCAGACUUUAUUUACUGUACAGAGUUCUGGAUGUAUUUAUCAAAUAGAAAAACCACCCUGGACUUGGUUGUUCACCUGUUUUGUGAUUUCCCAUGAAAAGAAAAUAAGUUGUCAUAGCUAUUGGUAUUUUACUCUAGGUAAUGUUCUGUUACACUGAAAGGGAUGUUUUUUAAAAACUUAUUUGGAAACAAGUUUUCAAGUAGAGGGACAGUUGCUUUACAUAAUCUCUGUAUAUACACAUCCUAAAACUUCACAUUUAUGACAGUGGGAUGUGUGUAUAUAGCUUAACCCUGAGUUUACUGUGCUGAUUAACAGGUACUUGUAAAAAGAGCUGAAAUAGAAAAUUGUUGAUCAGUUGUGCUAGACGAACAUGGUAGGAGAGAAAAAAUCCAGUUCUUCAUAUUAAAAAUGAAUACAAUAUGAACAUUGCAAAAGAGACCAAAACCCACAUGUUUUAUAAAUUUUUACAGGAGCAGAAAAUCAUCAGCUAGUUUCCAAUUUCCUUUUGACUUUAAAUGUUAUUUGAACAGUUUUGUCUUUAACUUGGACCAAUUGUAGAUUGUUACAGGCUUCCUAGGAUUUAGCAUUCCUAUUUACUCUACCAAAGGUUUUUGGGGAGGCAUCCCAGCUCUCCUCUUCGUUGGUAAAUAAACCUUUCCUGUCAUCAUUAUUCUAAUUUCCUAAAGCCUUGCAUAAAAAAUAAAAAGGUCCUCCCUCAUUUUCCCCACACAUCCCCUAGUUGGGAAUUUAAAAAUCUGCGUCUUGCUGAUAUUUUUCCUUUCCAAACUGAAGAUAAAAGAGUUCUUAUAGCCACUGGACACCUACUUUCAGGGAAAUGUCCUAGGAUUGUUCAUAUAUAGAAAAUAGUGAAAGUACUGUUCUUCAAAUUGGUAAGUCAGCGAAAGUCUUCUCUUUACCAUUAGUGGGGUUUUUGCUUCCUUGUUUGUUUUUCCUUGACACUAGGAAAGGAAUUGAAAGAAACAAAAUUUUGUUUUGAUUUUGAAGUCAGAAUUGCUUUAAUGCUUUUUUGCAACAGUUUAUUUCCUUGACUAUUUGGAACUAGUAAUAAGAAUAGCUAGGCUUCAACUGAGGACACUUAGGGCUCUUGUGUCUGCUUUUGAUUGUUUCCUUGAGCUCUCAAAGACCUGUGACCAGCUAUUUUUAAAAAGUUGUCUUUCUAAUUGUAUCAACUUGCACACUGUUGUCUAAUAAUAUGUGGUAUUUAGAAUGCCUUCCUAAUUCUUUUUGAGCAGCCAUUGCCUAUAUUUCCUCAGUUCCUCCUUGGUUUCCUUACAUGAACUCAUCUGACAUGGAAAUACAGUUGUUUUGUUUGCCCUCUCUGUAAUGACCAUCUAAGUCAGUGUUCUAAUCAUCCCUGAUGGUCUCUGAGAUAUAUAGACGCUACUACAAGAAUCAAUAGUUAUUCUUAAAGAAUUUUAAGGUAGAAUUGGUCCUGUUAGAAGAAGACUCUUGCUGUCAACUUUGUUAUCUUGAAAGCUGGUCCCUUCCCUGCGGUUCUUAAUUUUUUGAAAACUUGAUGCUGUUUCAUCUGCAAAAUUGGCAAGACUAUUAAAAAGCAAGUUGAGUGGAGCUGUUUAAGAAAUUGAAAAGUGAUUGCAAACAACAUUGGAUAAUUGUGACUUUCAGUCGUUGUUCUGUAUCAGUUGAAUUUUUGUGCUCUUUUCCCUGUGUAUGUGGUGGUUCUAUUUUUCUCCAAUAAAACUUUUAUUUAAA